AAAGGCAGAAUAAGUCUGCGCACAGAACGCUCAAGUCUGUCGUCCCGUGCUGCAGUCUGAACCCCAACAAAAUAUAUUCCUGCAUCCAGGCAGCUGGCAUAAUGCUGAGAUCGAUAAAAACCGUAGUCAUAAUGCACCCUUUUGGGACCAUGAUUUUAUUCUGCCUGCUCCUCACUCUCUGGUUUUCAUUAACAUCUCCAAAUCCACAGCGAGAGGGCAUCCAGCUCCAACAACAAAACACACAAUUCUGGGAAAAUCUCAAGACGAUGGAGGAGAAAAUGACAGGUCUGGACAAUGAUCUGAAGAAGACUCAGGAGGAGAAAGAGAAGGAGGUGACAUCAUUGCAAAAACGGAUCACCUUUCAGGAGGAAAUCAUCGCAAAGCAACAGAAUCAAAUUGGCGACCUGAGCAAGAGAAACACCAAUCUGCAAGAUGAACUUCAGUUUCACAGGAAGAAACUUUCUGAGAGGGAACAGCAACUGCAUGAGCUGACUGGAAAUCUGCGUGAGAAAGAGAGCGAAUUCAUUGAGUUAGCUGAUCAUAAUUCACAACUGGCUUCACAACUAGAUGUAUCUUGGAAGAAGGCCUGCCCAAAACACACAGAUAACAGCUGGUUGAGCUUUCCGAUCUGCAUUGCUGGUUAUUGUGUUGGUUUCGGCUCCUGCUAGAGAGUCAAUGGUGAGGCACAUCAAAAAGCCAAAGAGCCUGUGGUUUGCAUCCCCAGUCUGCAACAAGAACUGGAGAUAGGGGACGGCUGUGAGGAGAGAUGGGCUUGAGGAGACUGCGAUGAACUGGGCGAGGCAAGAAGAUUAUAAAAGUUUUUCAAUCAUUUUCUCCAUCGUAUAGGAUUUUUCCAAAUAUCUGGAGUUGGAAGGCAGUCCUGAACACCUGGUGCUGAAACAAACUCCCAUGUGCAAAGAGGAAUUAGCUUAACUGCUUUCAUUGGAAGAAAGAUUGACUUCACUGAAUAGUGACCCAUGUUGGAGCCCAAGGAGUACCAGACAUGGUUAUUAUUUUAUACAGAGAGGAGCAGAGUCACUUUUCUUGAGACCCGCAAGUCACUUUAUUAAUGUGUUAGAGAAAAUAUGUAGCUCAUACAUUUUACCCUGAACUAGACCCUAUUUAUACACCCACUAGGAUCAUUAACAUUCCCCAAAUGGCCACAAGCUAAUACCUGAGCAGUAUCGCUGCUGCUACCAAGAGCUGAUACUGGCCAGGAAUUCUACUCCCUCUCUCUCCCUCUGUCCGUCUGUCUCUCCUUCAAAUUCAUCACUGCAUCCUUGACACGGGGUUCUCUUCCAAAGUCUUUGCUGGCUCCAUGCCCGAGAGUUUCCUUCUUAUCCUUGUAUCUCUCUCAGGUCGUACUGUCUCUUUCCUGCUCAGUCAGUUUUAUUCUCUCCCCACAUGCCUGUACCUCACUGGCCCUGACCCAGAGACUGAGGUAGCAUUACCUUAUUAUUUCUCGUCCAAAUAAGGUUUUUGUAUGAGCUCACCUUGUUUGCUUUUUGCAGAGCUUAGUUGUACAGCUCGUCCCUAUCGGUGGACCUAUACCUGGACUCGGGUCAUUUUUAAUUCACAAGCUGUCUUUUUUGCUGUUGCGUCAGCAGUUGUAUCCACAGGAUUCCAUGCAGCAUGUCAGCUGCUGUCUCUCUGCAGAUCCAGGCUGACAUCCCAUCGAGAGUCACGUAGAAUCGUAGAAUCCCUACGGUGUGGAACAGUAACACAAACCCACUUCUCUGUGAUGUGGGUGGGAAGCAAAAUCCUUUCUAGCAGAAAGAUUGUCCAGUGGUGACACAGGAAUGGGCAUCUUGCUAAAACUCUUGCUUUUCCUUGCUCUGGUGGGAAAAUCCCACUGCUAAUUGUUGCACCUGUGUCUUCAUAGUAACCACAUGAAGGCCUCCUUCUAAGGAAUGGUCUUGGGUUUGCUGGACAUUGAGGUCAAUAGAGGAGUGCGGUUUCCAACAUUUUCUAAUAGCAAUAUGCAGUCAGCUGCUGGGGACGUAGGAGACACAGGAUGUUAGAAGGUCACUCCAUGUGUCAGUCCCACUUCAGGUGCAGGCCAUAUACACCCUACCCAGUCACAAACUCCCCAUUUCACUUCCUUCAAUCCUUGUACAUGCCAAUGACCAACUGUAAUUUCUGUCCUUGAAACUGUAAUGUUUCCUCACCUUUUACCUGUCCAGUCCUCAGGACUCAAAGACCCAAGAUUUACUUUAGCCACUGCAUUGCCAUUGCUCCUUCCCUGUCCCUCCUGCAAUCUGAACUUUGGCUCUUCACUUCUCAAUAAAACCAGGGCAAAUUACAUGGUUAAGAGAUACAUCAUGCUGCCAAAUCAUUGUCAGAUUGGCACAUUGAGGUUCACCAGACAUAUUCCCGGGAUAGCGGGACUGGCCUGUGAAGAGAGUUUGAGGAAACUGGGCCUAUAUUUACCAGAAGAAUGAGAGGUGAUUGCGCUGAGACCUACAAAAUGCUUAAAAGCACAGAGAGAUCAGAUUUUAAUUUAAUUUGUAUUUUUAAAUUCAUUCACAGGAUGAGGGCAUGACUGGCCAGGCAGCAUUUAUUGGCCAUCCCUAAUUGCCCAGAGGGCAGUUAAGAAACAACCACAUUGCUGGGGGUCCAGAGUUACAUACAGGCCAGACCAGGUAAGGGCAGCACCAGUGAAUCAGAUGACUUUAUCCAACAAUAGAUUCGUGGUCAUCAUUAGACUCUUCAUUCCAGACUUAUUUUUAAAUUGAACUCAAGGUCCACCAUCUGCUGUUGCAGUAUUUGAACCCAGGUCCCCAGAAUAUUAAUCAGGUCUCCUGAUUACAGUCCUACAAUGAUACCAUGAGAAAUCUUAAAGAGCUUGCACCAGCCCAUGGGGCUGAACGGCCUCCUCCUGAGCUGUGUAAUUCAAUGAUACUGUCAGGAAACUAUGUAAUAUAGCACCGAGUUAAUUGGGAAUGUCUGUAUAUUUACGAUAACAAUUUUGUGCAGAUUUGCA
Messenger RNA from Stegostoma tigrinum, 2983 nucleotides. RefSeq names its product centrosomal protein of 290 kDa-like. The record is from RefSeq and is a predicted model, not a curated record. The transcript is spliced from 4 exons. Bases 102 to 668 code for a protein of 188 amino acids. NCBI's taxonomy places the organism in Eukaryota, Metazoa, Chordata, Chondrichthyes, Orectolobiformes, Stegostomatidae.